Cucurbita moschata (crookneck pumpkin) is the source of this 1637-nucleotide messenger RNA. RefSeq lists its product as uncharacterized. Lineage: Eukaryota; Viridiplantae; Streptophyta; Magnoliopsida; Cucurbitales; Cucurbitaceae. The record is from RefSeq and is a predicted model, not a curated record. The transcript has 2 exons. The coding region runs from base 218 to 1429 and encodes 403 amino acids.
UUUAUUUAUUUUUAUUUAUUUUCCAUAUUCUGUCUCUCUCUGUCACAGAGGAAACCCUAAAUCCUAAACUUUGGUGGCCAUAAAAAGCAGGAGAGUUGAAGGAAGUUGUAAGGUUGUUGAAGGUUAUGCCACAUUUUUUGUUGAAUUCCCACUUCCUCUUUCUUCUCUAUUUUCCUCUGUUUUCAACCAAACCACAAACUCACCGCCUCCUCCUUCCAUGGAUUCCGGCAAUAGUGGGAGUAUGCAGUCCUCUAGUGGCGGCGAUGAGGAGUAUGAGUCACGCGCCGACACCAUCCCGACUACGUUUUUCACCAACCCACCAACCCACGCGGCUUCUUUCCCUGCAAACUUCCAUCCUCCCCCGCCUCCUCAAUCCUCCUCCACCUCCUCUUCCUCCUCCUCUGCCGCCAUGUUUGAUCAUUUGUCCACUUUAUUUGAUCCAAGAUCUUCCCUUUCUAACCAAAACCCACUUCUCAAUCUCGAUAUGCUUUGGUCCCGGACUAUGAGAUCUGAUCAGAUUUCGCCGGAUCUCCCUGACCCACCUCCUGAUUCCUCUGCCACCGCCGCCGCCGCCGCCGAUCAAAAUUUAUCCUCUAUCUCUAAUUUCUCUGGUGUUCAGACUUUUUCUCAACCAUCUGACGCUACUAAUUCCUUCCAACCCACCCACCAGUCUGAAUUGCAGAAUAUUCCCAACAAUUGUGGCGGUGGUGCCAACGUGGCUCGGAGCUCGAAGAAAAGGCCGAGGGCCUCUCGACGAGCUCCCACGACGGUGUUAACAACAGAUACUACCAAUUUCCGCGCCAUGGUCCAGGAAUUCACUGGGAUACCAGCACCGCCAUUCACAGCCGCUUCCUCCUCCCCUUUUACAAGAAACGCUGCCAGGUUCGAUCUGUUUGGCGGCGGGGGAGGCGCCGCCAGAUCAGCCGCACAUUUGGACGUUGUACCAUCCACGCAGACUUACCUUUUGCGGCCACUUCCACAAAAACCGCCGUUUCUGUCUCCGUCACAGUCCACCUUCCUCGCCGGUACCAAUUUGCAAAACCCAAUUUUUGACAUCCACAACAUGCUUCAAUCCAACCCCAAAUUCAUCCCUUCCUCCAAUGAUCAAAAUCUCAAAAUGGGUCUUUUCGACGAGUUCGGUCUCAGCAACCUCAGCCAUGACCUCCCACCCGCCUCCCAGACCUUACAAUCGAACAACAACGGCCACAACCCACCUCCGGCGACAUGGGUCGGCGGCGGCGGCGGCGGUGGAGAAUCAAAUCAACAAGGUGUUAAUUUAAGAUCUGGCAAUGGAAAUAUCAACGGAAAACUGAUCCGGUACGCCGCCGGCGCUGCAUAUUCAACCGGAUUUCUCGGCGAUAAAGCGGCGGAGAAUUUAAGAGCUAGAAAUGAAGGUAUGGUGGAACCAUGGAUUUGUUCUUCUGAUUAGAUGCAAAAAAAAAAAAAAAAAAAGAGGGAAAAUUAUGAGAGAGAAUUACAGUAGAGAAGGAAUGAUCGUCCUUAAUUAACCAUCGCCAUUAUCAAACAUAAUCGAAACACCUCAUUUUCUUGGUUAACUAUUAUUAUUGUGUAAAUAAAACAUAUCUAUUUUCAAUUAUUCCCUCAUAAUUCUUAUUAUACACCAAAUUGGUUGGAAA